This is a messenger RNA of Cheilinus undulatus (humphead wrasse), 1209 nucleotides long. RefSeq names its product beta-1,3-galactosyl-O-glycosyl-glycoprotein beta-1,6-N-acetylglucosaminyltransferase 4-like. Bases 1 to 1209 code for a protein of 402 amino acids. The record is from RefSeq and is a predicted model, not a curated record. NCBI's taxonomy places the organism in Eukaryota, Metazoa, Chordata, Actinopteri, Labriformes, Labridae. The transcript is spliced from 2 exons. Gene Ontology annotation, cellular component: membrane. Gene Ontology annotation, molecular function: acetylglucosaminyltransferase activity.
AUGCCGUGCAACACACAACGCAAUGUCCAAGCCGAUGUGAGGUACAACGACAUCUCUGAAUCACUACCUCCACCUCUGCAGAUUCAGACUUUUCACAAGUACAAUGUGAACUGUUUAGCCAUAUACAACAUGGACCCAGUGGAAGUGGGGAAAUCACUGAUGAUCAGAAGGACUGAACUUGUUGAAGACAUGGAUGAAAGUCUGUCUGCUGCCACAUCAAACUGUCCAGCGUUCAUCAAGAUGAGAGGUUAUGAUGACGUGUGCGCAUCAGAGGAGGAGAGAGAAUUUCCUAUUGCUUAUUCUCUUGUUGUGCAUAAAUACGCAUGGAUGGUGGAGAGACUGCUCAGGGCCAUCUACUCACCCUCGAACAUCUACUGCAUCCACUAUGAUGAAAAGUCUCCAGCUCAGUUUAUCUCAGCCAUGAGGGGCUUAGCUGAGUGUUUACCUAAUGUUUUCAUUGCUAGUAAGAGAGAGGUGGUCUACUAUGCCAGCAUGGCUCGACUGAAAGCUGAUCUCAACUGUCUGUCAGACCUUCUGAGAUCGGACGUCCCGUGGAAGUAUGUCAUCAACCUCUGCGGUCAGGAUUUUCCUCUCAGGACCAACAUCGAGCUGGUGUCAGAACUCAAGAAGCUGAACGGGGCGAACAUGCUGGAGACGAUUCGACCAUCCAAAUCUAAAAAGAAGAGGUUUACAUUCCACCACGAGAUGAGAGACUUAAGUGCUGGAAAAAAAAGUAAACCAAAACGAACAGAGAAGUUGAAGUCGAAGCCUCCACAUGACUUAAAAAUGUUUGUUGGCAGCGCCUACUUUAUCUUGUCUCGAGACUUUAUAGUUUUCAUAAACUCUUCAGCUGUAGCGAGGGAUUUUCUCAACUGGUCAGAGGACACUUACUCCCCAGACGAACACUUUUGGGCCACACUUGUGCGGAUCCCAGGUGUACCUGGGGAGAUCCCCAGAUCCCAGCCUGAUAUCACCUGCAUGAUGGCUAAAACCAGGCUAAUGAAGUGGAAAUACAAGGAGGCACACCUGUAUCCAAAAUGCACUGGGAAACACAUCCGAAGUGUUUGUGUGUUUGGAGCAGCAGAAAUUCGCUGGUUACAAAACUAUGGUCACUGGUUUGUCAAUAAGUUUGACCCCAACGUGGACCCUGUUGCUAUUCAGUGCCUUGAGGAGAACCUGGAGGAUAGAAGGAAGCUUUAUGGCUGUUAA